UCUGAUUUAUUUCAGACAGGUAACUCAAAGUAUAUUUUGUGUUGGGUGUUAUGUUGUGCACUGCUUGUAAUUCCUGCUAUUUGGGAGGCAGAGGCAGGAGGCUCAUAGGUUGGGGGCCAAACCAGGCAAUCUGAUGCGAACCAUGUCAAAAUAAAAGGGCCAGGGAUGAAGUUUAGUGGUAGGAUGCUUGCCUAACAUGCAUGAGGCUCUGGGUCCCAUCCCUAGUAGGGGACACACACACAUACACACAAUUCUUGCUAGGUUAUUUUCCACUGACAGGUUGCCAAGUAUUUCUUUUAUCUUCAUUGUGCCCCUUUUCCUGUCUUCUGUCUGUUGACCCCUACAGUUUAUCAGAUGGAUAGUGUCUUGAUCUCAGGUUGGUGACUGAGGCACCAUCCCUAGGUCUCCAUCAAGGCCCUACAAAGUGUUGGAGAGGGCGGGGCUUCCCGGGCUUGAGCCGGUUUCUCUGGGUUUUGCCUGGCGACGGCUGGCCGUCCGCGAGCGCGGGAUGGAGCGGCGGGACGAGCUGGAGCUGCUGGAAGGCGAGAGCGUGGAGGAGGAGGCUGCGCGGCCGGCGGAGCUAUUUCAGAAGAAAGUGGAAGCCUCCUUUCCCAAAACAGUUCUGAGCCGAGGACCCGAUAACCGCUACCUGGUGUUAGCGGUUGAUGUUGUGCAGACGGAGGAAGGAAGCUACGAGAAGCACCUGAUGCUCACGACAUCCCGGUCCCUAGAACCUGAAGAACAGUGCCUCCUUAGGGAUGACUGGUGUUCUGUACCAGUACAGCCAGGGGACAUUGUUCAUUUGGAAGGAGACUGCUCGUCUGAUACUUGGAUAAUAGAUAAAGAUUCUGGAUUUCUGAUCCUGUAUCCGGACAUGCUGAUUUCUGGUACAAGCAUAGCCAGUAGUAUUCGAUGUCUGAGAAGAGCUGUCCUGAGUGAAACUUUUAGGAGCUCCCACCCAGCCACUCGCCAGAUGCUGAUUGGUGUAGUUCUCCAUGAAGUAUUUCAGAAAGCAAUAAGUGAUAGCUUUGCACCAGAAAAGCUAAGAGAACUUGCUUUUCAAACUGUUCAAGAGAUAAAGCAUUUGAAGGAAAUGUACCGCUUAAAUCUGAGUCCAGAUGAAAUAAAACAAGAAAUAGAGGAGUACCUUCCUGCAUUCUCCAAGUGGGCCAGAGAUUUCAUGCAUCAGAGUGUUUCGGCUGACUUCCCUCAGAUGCAGCUUUCCCUGCCAAGUGACGGUAGUACUAAUAAUUCAACAUGUAACAUCGAAGUAAUAAGCUCACUGGAUAUCGAGGAAAGCAUUUGGUCCCCUAGGUUCGGCAUAAAAGGCAAAAUAGAUGUUACAGUUGGUGUGAAAAUACAUCGAGGUUGUAAAGCGAAAUAUAAAAUCAUGCCACUGGAGCUUAAAACUGGCAAAGAAUCCAAUUCUGUUGAACAUCAUGGUCAGGUGGUUCUCUACACACUGCUGAGCCAGGAGAGGAGAGAGGAUCCCGAGGCUGGCCUGCUUCUCUACCUCAAGACAGGGCGGUUGCACCCUGUGCCUGCCAAGCAUCUGGAUAAAAGAGAAUUACUGAAGCUGAGAAACCAGAUGGUGUUCUCGUUGCUGCACCGUACUAGCCAAACUGCGACUGCAGAGGAGAGGACACAGCUUGCUCCUUUGCCUCAAAUAAUCGAGGAGGAAAAAGUCUGUAAAUACUGUUCACAAAUGAACAACUGUGCUCUUUAUAGCAGAGCAGUGGAACAACAGAUGGAGGACAGUUUGGUCCCAGUGGUUAUGCAGCCCAGGAUAAAAGAAGCUACCGAGCACCUGAAGCUCACGCACUUAGAGUAUUUCAGCCUUUGGUGUCUCAUGUUAACCCUGGAGUCACAAUCAAAAGAGAACACGAAGAAUCACCAGCAUAUCUGGCUAGUGCCUGCCUCUGAAAUGGAAGAGAGUGGGAGCUGCGUUGGCGGCCUGAUCAGAACAGAACCUGUAAAGAGAGUUUGUGAUGGACAAUACUUACAUAACUUCCAGCGCAAAAAUGGUGCCAUGCCUGCCACAAAUCUGAUGGCAGGGGACAGAGUUAUUUUAAGUGGAGAAGAGAGAACACUGUUUGCUCUGUGCAGAGGAUAUGUGAAGGAGAUUAACAUGACAACAGUAACCUGUUUAUUAGACAGGAAUUUGUCAGUACUUCCAGAAUCGACUUUGUUCAGAUUAGACCAGGAAGAAAAGAACUGUGAUAUAGAUACCCCAUUAGAAAAUCUCUCUAAAUUGAUGGAAAACACUCAGCCCAGCAAGAGACUUCGAGAUUUAAUCAUCGACUUUCGGGAGCCUCAGUUUAUACCCUACCUCAGUUCUGUCCUUCCACACGAUGCGAAGGACACAGUGGCCGGCAUUCUGAAGGGUUUAAAUAAGCCUCAGAGACAAGCAAUGAAAAAGGUUCUUCUUUCAAAAGACUACACACUCAUCGUGGGGAUGCCUGGGACAGGAAAAACCACGACCAUCUGUUCCCUUGUGAGAAUCCUCUAUGCCUGUGGUUUCAGUGUCUUGUUGACCAGCUAUACACAUUCUGCUGUUGACAAUAUUCUUUUGAAGUUAGCCAAGUUUAAAAUUGGAUUUUUGCGUUUGGGUCAGACUCAGAAGGUUCAUCCAGAUAUCCAGAAAUUCACAGAGGAGGAAAUUUGCAGAUCAAAAUCCAUUAAAUCCUUGGCUGUUUUACAAGAACUGUAUAAUAGUCAACUUAUAGUUGCAACAACAUGUAUGGGAAUAAACCAUCCAAUAUUUUCCCGGAAAACUUUUGAUUUUUGUAUUGUGGAUGAAGCCUCUCAAAUCAGCCAACCAGUUUGCCUGGGACCACUUUUUUUUUCUCGGAGGUUUGUGUUGGUGGGAGAUCACCAGCAGCUUCCUCCCCUGGUGCUAAACCGGGAAGCAAGAGUUCUUGGCAUGAGUGAAAGCUUGUUCAAGAGGCUGGAGCGGAAGAAGAGUGCUGUUGUACAAUUAACCGUGCAGUACAGAAUGAACAGUACAAUCAUGUCCUUAAGUAAUAAGCUGACCUAUGAAGGAAAGCUGGCGUGUGGGUCAGACAGAGUGGCCAGUGCAGUGAUAACUCUACCUAACUUUAAAGAUGUGAAGCUGGAGCUGGAAUUUUAUGCUGAUUAUUCUGACAGUCCCUGGUUGAGUGGAGUAUUUGAGCCAAGUAAUCCUGUUUGCUUUCUUAAUACAGAAAAGGUUCCAGCACCAGAACAAGUUGACAAAAGUGGUGUGAGCAAUAUAAUAGAAGCCAAACUCAUAGUUUUCUUGACUGCAACUUUUAUUAAGGCUGGAUGUAAUCCCUCUGAUAUUGGUAUCAUUGCACCGUACAGGCAGCAGUUAAAAAGCAUCAAUGAUUUAUUGGCACAUUCUUCUUUUGGGACGGUGGAAGUUAAUACAGUAGACAAAUAUCAAGGAAGAGACAAAAGAAUAAUCCUAGUAUCUUUUGUUAGAAGUAAUAAAGAUGGAACUCUUGGUGAACUCUGGAAAGAUUGGCGACGUCUUAAUGUUGCUAUAACCAGAGCCAAACAUAAACUGAUUCUCCUGGGGUGCAUGCCCUCACUAAAGCGAUAUCCUCCUUUGGAGAAAUUGUUUUGUCAUCUAAAUUCAGAAAAACUAAUCAUUGAUCUUCCAUCAAGAGAGCAUGAAAGUCUGUGUCACAUACUGGGAGAUUGUCAGAGAGGGUGAGGCCCGGUUUCCUUCCUUUUUCACAUUCCUCACUGGAGCUGCUAUCCUGAUUUUGGAUCACUGAAAAACAGCCUGGAUAAACUGUGAAGAUGACCUGUAAUCCAAGGAUGCGCUACGAAGUUUCAGUUGUUUCUUUUCUAAAAAUUUAUUUUAUUUAAUCUUGUUAAUCAUAAAAUUCUCUUGCCAUACAAAAUUUAACACAGUAUGUAUUUAAUUACUAAUGCAUCCCAUACUGGGAAAAGUCUAAAUUUAUUGGUACUACAAAUACAUUCUUAGCUGGCCUACAAAAAGUUUGAUAAAUUUUUAACCAACUUUAAACAUGGAUUAACUUGUGGAUCUGAGUUUAAACUUUUAAAUCUAAAAUUUCAGGACUAAUUUGGUUUUAUAGAUUUAACCAUAAGAAUUAUAUUUAAAAUAACGUUUUAAUAAAUAAAGUUUUCAUAAAUAAAGUUUUCAUAAUUUAAGCACAACCCUGUGGUCAUGGGAAAACAGGUUAUGUUUUUUUUCCUUUUUUUUUUUGGUCUUUUUGAGACAGGGUCUCACUCUGCAAGUCAGGCUGG
Molecule: messenger RNA, 4257 nt
Organism: Chinchilla lanigera (long-tailed chinchilla)
Lineage: Eukaryota; Metazoa; Chordata; Mammalia; Rodentia; Chinchillidae
Gene: Dna2
Product: DNA replication helicase/nuclease 2
Exons: 22
Coding region: 509-3697 (1062 amino acids)
Biological process (GO): replication fork reversal
Cellular component (GO): cytoplasm
Molecular function (GO): 5'-flap endonuclease activity; single-stranded DNA helicase activity
Source: RefSeq, a predicted model, not a curated record